Messenger RNA from Lucilia sericata (common green bottle fly), 2225 nucleotides. RefSeq names its product ATP synthase subunit alpha, mitochondrial (gene blw). Gene Ontology annotation, biological process: proton transmembrane transport; proton motive force-driven ATP synthesis. The coding region runs from base 228 to 1886 and encodes 552 amino acids. The record is from RefSeq and is a predicted model, not a curated record. NCBI's taxonomy places the organism in Eukaryota, Metazoa, Arthropoda, Insecta, Diptera, Calliphoridae. The transcript is spliced from 4 exons. Gene Ontology annotation, molecular function: ADP binding; ATP binding; proton-transporting ATP synthase activity, rotational mechanism.
AGACGAUUAAAUAACUUAACGAUAUGGCUGAAUAGAAACAACAAAUUUAACGUUAAACGGCAACACAGAUUUAACGAAGAAAAGACACCAUUCUUGUCGAGUUGAGCGAACGUGAACGAUUUUCGUCAACCAUCUUUAAAAAAUACGUCUAGAGAGGAGUUGGGUGUAUUAGAAGUAAAAUCAAAUUAUUUUUGCAACCAGCGACAAAUUAAUUAAAUUUAAGUAAAAUGUCGAUGAUUUCUGCUCGUUUGGCCUCAUCUGUGGCCCGUUCUUUGCCCAAGGCUGCCCAACAGGUCGCUUGCAAAGCCGCUUACCCCGCUGCCACUCUAGCUGCACGUAAACUCCAUGUCUCCAGCACACAACGUAGCGCUGAAAUCUCUUCCAUUUUGGAAGAACGCAUCAUGGGUGUUGCCCCCAAGGCUGAUUUGGAAGAGACUGGCCGUGUGUUGAGCAUUGGUGAUGGUAUCGCUCGUGUUUAUGGCUUAAACAACAUCCAAGCCGAUGAGAUGGUAGAAUUCUCUUCCGGUUUGAAGGGUAUGGCCUUGAAUUUGGAACCCGAUAACGUUGGUGUUGUCGUCUUCGGUAACGAUAAAUUGAUCAAACAAGGUGAUAUUGUCAAGCGUACCGGUGCUAUUGUCGAUGUCCCCGUUGGUGAUGAAUUGUUGGGCCGUGUCGUUGAUGCUUUGGGUAAUGCUAUUGAUGGUAAGGGUGCCAUCAACACCAAGGAUCGUUUCCGUGUCGGUAUUAAGGCUCCCGGUAUCAUUCCUCGUGUAUCUGUACGCGAACCUAUGCAAACUGGUAUUAAGGCUGUCGAUUCUUUGGUACCUAUUGGUCGUGGUCAACGUGAAUUGAUCAUUGGUGAUCGUCAAACUGGUAAAACCGCCUUGGCUAUCGAUACCAUUAUCAACCAAAAGCGUUUCAAUGAUGGUCAAGAUGAAUCCAAGAAAUUGUACUGUAUCUACGUUGCCAUCGGUCAGAAGCGUUCCACUGUUGCCCAAAUUGUCAAGCGUUUGACUGAUGCCGGUGCCAUGGACUACUCUGUCAUUGUCUCUGCUACCGCUUCUGAUGCCGCUCCCUUGCAAUACUUGGCUCCCUACUCCGGUUGCGCUAUGGGUGAAUACUUCCGUGACAAGGGCAAACACGCUUUGAUCAUCUAUGACGAUUUGUCCAAACAAGCCGUUGCCUACCGUCAAAUGUCCUUGUUGUUGCGUCGUCCCCCAGGUCGUGAAGCCUACCCCGGUGAUGUAUUCUACUUGCACUCCCGUUUGUUGGAACGUGCCGCCAAGAUGUCCCCUGCCAUGGGUGGUGGUUCCUUGACUGCCUUGCCCGUCAUUGAAACCCAAGCCGGUGAUGUAUCCGCUUACAUUCCAACCAAUGUAAUUUCCAUCACUGACGGUCAAAUCUUCUUGGAAACUGAAUUGUUCUACAAGGGUAUCCGUCCCGCCAUUAACGUCGGUUUGUCUGUAUCCCGUGUCGGUUCCGCUGCCCAAACCAAGGCCAUGAAACAGGUCGCUGGUUCCAUGAAAUUGGAAUUGGCCCAAUACCGUGAAGUCGCUGCCUUCGCCCAAUUCGGUUCCGAUUUGGAUGCUGCUACCCAACAAUUGUUGAACCGUGGUGUUCGUUUGACUGAAUUGUUGAAACAAGGUCAAUACGUACCCAUGUCCAUUGAAGAUCAAGUUGCUGUCAUCUACUGCGGUGUCCGCGGUCACUUGGAUAAGAUGGAUCCCUCCAAGAUCACCAAGUUCGAAAAGGAAUUCUUGCAACACAUCAAGACCUCCGAACAAGCCCUCUUGAACCAAAUUGCCCAAGAAGGUAAAAUCUCUGAAGCUGCCGAUGCUAAAUUGAAGGAAGUCGUCACCAAAUUCUUGUCCACCUUCCAAGCUUAAGCUCUUUACUACCAUCAUCAUUUAAAUAACAGCAGUUUUACUACUCAUAAGUUACACUACUCAACAACUCACACAGUGUAAAACACCGUCAUCAGCCCACGUUGAUCGUCGUCACGUUAUUCUUAUAAUUUAAUUAUAAAAUUCCGUUAUACGAGAAAAAUGCAGAAUUAAAAAAAGAGAAAAAACUUAAAAACCAUCUAAACAACAAGUUAAAAAACAUAAAAACAGAAAUCUUUUAAAGAAUUAAAAACCAAGUCAUUUGCAAAACAAGAAUUAAGUUAAAAAAGAAAAAACCCAUAAUUACUACAAUAAAAUGUUAAUAAUUAACAAAGAAAAAAA